UGUGGUCUAAAACGUAUGAACUCAAAGAAACCAUAUACUCAUCCAUUCUUCUGGAAACUCUACGAAUUUUGGUGAACAUUAUCAAGUACAAAUGUUGCAUGAGUUAUGCAUAUUCGUACAUGAAAUCUUCAUUCUGAAAGUAAAAAGUGUGAACUAAUCAAUGGUGGUUCUGAGUUUUCAGGUUCUCCCUAACCUAACAACUCCACCACAAUACAGUCAAAGAACCUAUCGUUCCACCAUUCGGUGUGGAAUAGCUGAACCAUCGGGUAAACCUGCUCCUCUGGGACGAAAGACGCGUUACAAUGAUAGUUUUUUCGAGAAGGCUUUUAUCACUCUGUUUGCUAGAAAAAUGGAACCAUUUGCAGAUCCUGUAAUAGGGAAAGCUAAAGAGAAUAAGAAGAAGGGUUUGUUGGAUUUUGGGGGGUAUGAUUAUGAGAGUUUUGUUGAUGUUUCUAAGAGAGUAAUGUUGCGGAGGUCGCGUUUGCAGCAACAGGAAGUUGUUCGUGAGGUUCUUCUCUCUAUGCUUCCCCCAGGUGCGCCGGAUCAGUUCAGGAAAUUGUUUCCACCAACAAGAUGGGCUGCAGAGUUUAAUGCUGCAUUGACAGUGCCUUUCUUUCACUGGCUAGUUGGUCCUUCUGAGGUUAUAGAAGUGGAGAUAAAUGGGGUGAAGCAAAAGAGUGGCGUCCGAAUAAAGAAAUGCAGGUACCUGGAGAACACUGGUUGUGUUGGAAUGUGUGUCAAUAUGUGCAAGAUUCCUACACAAGAUUUUUUCACUAAUGAAUUUGGACUUCCAUUAACAAUGAUUCCAAAUUUUGAAGACAUGAGUUGUGAUAUGGUGUAUGGCCAAACCCCACCUUCAUUUGAAGAUGACCCUGUCUCCAAGCAACCUUGUUAUGCUGAAAUUUGUUCUGUAGCAAAUCCAAACUCUAGUGUAUGUCCAAAGUUACUAGCAUGAGAAGACACUUCUUUUGGAUACUUUUCAAAUGACAUAAUUAGUGUACACUAUAUAAGCUUCUGGUGAUUUCAACAUGAGGUUUUCUUGUUACUUGAAUACUGUUGUCAAAGGGAAAAAACAGGACCAACAUUACAAACAUAUGGGAAAUAUACAUUUAAAAAUAUGGCAUGCAUACUUGGAUUUCA
Molecule: messenger RNA, 1140 nt
Organism: Lathyrus oleraceus (garden pea)
Lineage: Eukaryota; Viridiplantae; Streptophyta; Magnoliopsida; Fabales; Fabaceae
Product: beta-carotene isomerase D27, chloroplastic
Exons: 6
Coding region: 161-955 (264 amino acids)
Molecular function (GO): iron ion binding
Source: RefSeq, a predicted model, not a curated record